This is a messenger RNA of Leptonychotes weddellii (Weddell seal), 842 nucleotides long. NCBI's taxonomy places the organism in Eukaryota, Metazoa, Chordata, Mammalia, Carnivora, Phocidae. The record is from RefSeq and is a predicted model, not a curated record.
CCAUCACCUGCACUUGCCUUCUUUUAUUCCACAUUUACUGAAUACCAGACAUUCACAGCAUUACUUAUUGUUCUAUGUCAGGUCCGCAUACAUUAUCUUGUAUACAUAUGUUCACUCUAGAAUCCAGACAGCUACCCCACUUCUCAGAUGAGGAAACUGAGGCAUGGAGAGGUUAUGAAGCCCACCUUACAUGGGCCCUCGACUCUUGCACAUCCAAGUUCCUUUUCUUGCCUUUAUUCUUCAUGUAUGUCUCUUACCUUCUUCAGGGAAAGAGUAUGCCAAAGGAGACAGCCGAUACAUCCUGAGUGACAACUUCACAAUAUGCAUGGAGACCAUCACAGCUUGCCUUUGGGGACCACUCAGCCUAUGGGUGGUAAUCGCUUUUCUCCGCCAGCAGCCCCUCCGCUUUGUCUUACAGCUCGUGGUCUCUGUGGGUCAAAUCUAUGGGGAUGUGCUCUAUUUUCUAACAGAGCACCGGGACGGAUUCCAGCAUGGGGAGCUGGGCCACCCACUCUACUUCUGGUUUUACUUUGUCUUCAUGAAUGGCCUGUGGCUGGUGCUGCCUGGAAUCCUCGUGCUCGAUUCUGUAAAGCAGCUCGCUCAUGCCCAGAGCAUGCUGGACACCAAAACCACAAUAUCCAAGAGCAAGCUGAACUAAUAAGUAGUAGGCUGGGCUUGAACACUGGACGAUGAGGAACCCUCCACCAGGAAGAAGAGUCCAGUCCCAUAGGUUGGAGGGACAAAGCAAAUUGAUCUGUCAAACUCGGGUUAAUGGGUAAGCACCAGAAGGGCCAGAGGCAGGGACAAAAAAGGAGCUGUGUGGAGCUACGGCCAGGAGCCAC